GGUAAAUGGGGAGUGAGCGUGAGCGUGGGAGAGCGGGCUCGAGAGCGAGAGCCACGGUUGAGCGGAGCGCGCGGCGCUGAGAGAAAAAGGACGAAGUGGAAAUAAAAAUGGUUGGAAACGCGCAGAGCUGGACACGCGUGUUCGUGGCAACGUGUCUUCUGUGGGUCGCGGGAGCCGCUGCGCAGAAAGUGUACUUUGAAUGUGGAGCUGUGGUGGACGUUGUUGAUGACCAGGGCCUCAUCCUGUCUCCAGGCUUUCCUUACAACUACUCUUCAGGGGCACACUGUGUGUGGCAGUUCUUUGUGCCUGUGGGCUACCAGCUUGUGCUGGAGAUGUUUGACUUUGACGUUUAUGAGAAUCAUCAAAGCCCUGCCAAGUAUGUGUCUGGGACACAUGCGGACGAGGACGCCCACAACAGCACUUCGCCAGCCCGGAGGGAUGCUGCCGUGGAUUAUGUGCCCAUCGCCAAGGAACCUUUCUUCCCAGCCCAAGAGGGCACAGUCAAGCCACUUCAGGCUUUCCAGAAGAAUGACAUCAAGCAUUUGGUGAUGCAGGAGAAGUCCGCAAAAAUGGAAAUGGCCAAGGUGCCCAACUGGGCCAAAUGGUCUGCCGACGUGCCUUCUGCACGACCCCUGCACCUCCGGCCAGCGGAUGUGACGGAUCGGAGACAUGUCUCACCGGAGGGCUUCGGAGGGGAAGCCGACCCUAACCCGACCCGGCCCACCCGGCAGGCUGCUCAGACCCCGCCGUCCGAUACGGGGGCUGAGACCCAGCAGCCUGUGGUGGAUGCCUGCCCUCAUGAUGUCCUCUACAUCUCCGACCUAAUCACAUUCUCCUCCCGCUUCUGCGGCUCCAACAGCCCCACGGGCCAGCGGAUGGUGUUCGGCUCUCCGGAGGAGAUGGUGGAAGUCAUCAUGGAGCUGAUCACAACCACGCACUGGGGCCGAGGCUUCGCUCUGCUCUUCCGCUACCACAACCACACAGAUGCCGAGGACCGACGCCUCAACGCGCUCGCUACAGGCAGAAUGGACACUCUGCUGACCGCUUUGGGAGGGGUGACCUUCUUUGCGCUGGUUCUCACCAGUGCUCUCUGCAUAAUCUUCAGACCAAAGCUGUGCGCGAAGGGGGCCGCCACCUGUUCGCCCAACAGCUCUGAGUUGCAGGGCGACAUGCCGAGUACCGGGACAGAUGCAGGCGAGCUGCAGCUGGUGGUGCCGAGUUACACGGGCGUGCCGGUCUGCGCCGAGAGCAGGAUCAUCGGGAACCCGGGGAACGUCAAGCGCUCCUUCAGCCUGCCACACACAGAUUCUGGGUUAGUCGGCAGCGGCGGGGCGGACCCUUCCCACAAUGCUGAGCUCGAGCUGUCCCCCGGCGGACUGACGGAGCUGGACCUGGGGACAGACGAGGUGUUUGUGAUCCCCUCGGGACCGGCUCCAAGCGGGCCGCCCUUGUGCCCGCACACGAGGGAUCGCUUCUUGAGGCACAGCGACACGGCGCUGCCGGCCCGGGCUGAGAGCGCCGGCGGGACACGGCCCCGCGCGUGGAGCGUUCGCACCUUCCAGGACCUCCUUCAGCCCCUUCCCCAACUGCAGCGCAAGUGGUGCAGCUGGAACUCCACCAGUCCUUUCACCAAGCUCGUGGACAGCGCUCCAGCCACCACAGCACUGGGCUGCUCCAGUGACGGGUCUAGGAAGAUCAUCUUGGACAGCCACCUAGAAGGCAAGGCCAACGGCCAGCAUGAUGACUCCGGCAGGAGCUCCGCCUCCACCCUGCUUACCCAGCCACCUCAGAGGCAGCGCCGUCUCAACUCUAUCGGCAACAUGCGGCGCUCCCGCUUCGCCAGCCCAUGCUUCAGCUUCCUCUCGGGAAGUCCAGAUGGUGGUGCUGCUGCCCCCACUGUGCCCUCCAAGGGUGCUCCCUCGGUGCCAGCGAACGGCUCUCUGUGCCCCACGGUGCAGGCGGAGGUAGAAGCGCACGUACAGGCCGGCGCUCCCGUGUUUGCCAUCUCGGAGGAGGAGGAUCGGCAGCCCCUGGUCCCGUCUGAGCACCUGGCCCAGGCCACCCUGCUCAACGGCGCCCUCUGGGGGAGCCACAACCAGGGAAACGUCAGCAGCUGCCUCGGCCCUUACCCGGCCGUGGCUCCCGGAGAUGCGAGGGCCGCUUUUGCCCAGAGUGCAGUUAAGCUGAAAGAGGCGCAGCUGCAGCCGGUCUCCAAGAGCCCAGCCGCUGUGAGCAGCAGCGUUGCCGUUAAGGGGAUGUGAGCGUAGCCUGGUAACAUGGACAGUGGGGGGGGGGGGGCAGUGCCGCCAUACAAGACGUACAGCAACGCAGCCAGCAGUAACGUAUGUUCUGUUUAUCACGUUACCCUUCAAUCUGUAAUUGAGGUAUUUAUGCAGAAAAUGAUUUUCCUGUUUGGAAUUUAAAAGGAUUUUUCCCUGUGGAAAUUUUUUUUUUUUUUCUACUUCUACAUUCAUCAGUAUAUUUGAUAAACGAUGGUAUUUUUCUACAAAAGUCAGUCCUGUAAUUUCAAGUACAUGUAUAAUUGCACGCAGUGAUGUUUAUUUAGCAUGUUUACCGUCACAUAUUCAAAACACUUCAUUUGUAUUCAUACUCCAUAUUCACACUACUGGAUAAGUGGUUGCACAGAGGUUCUAAAUGCUAUGGUGACAUCGAGUCACACACACCCCCCACCCCCCAAAAAAACCCCAUCAGCUCUGCACAAUGACAUUUCAAUUGAGUUUAAGUAACUGAAAUGUGUGCCUACAUCUUUGUCGCAUAGCAUGAGAACACGGGCCCCAUGCGGCAACUCUGCGGACACACGUCUUAGUUCUCAGUGCUACACUCAUCCUACAGAUGUCACACGACCUAACUGUUGGAUGAGCUCCCCCUUCAUCCACAUCUGCUGUGGUUGUCGACCAUUGCUCUUCCACUUACAAAAUGCUGGACUUCACAAUUUCAUGACCAAGAAGCAGAUGGUUUUACUACUGCCGAAAUGAGCAACUUUUCCCACUUUUAAAAGGGGAAAAAAAAAAAAAAAAGGCACAUUUUUCAGAGCUUGACCACAUGCAGUACAGUAUAAUUUUCUGUAGGUUUCCGCUAUUGGAUCUUAAAAGGGAAUUUGUAGAUCACCGUAAAAAAAAAAAAAUAUAUGCAUUUAAAUAACAUGAAUUAGAAAUAACCUAGCAGUCUCACACUCGGAGGAAAGAAAUGUAAUGGAGGGUUGUGAGGAAUGGUCAAAAUGUUUAAUAAACUAUCAGCUAUAUUUUCCUUUUAUUUAAUUUUAUUCAUGUUUGUUAAUUUAUAUUUAAAUCUACAAAACAAUAUUGACCCAAUUACCUUUUGUUGCAUCCCUGCUGGAGAAAAAACAAAACGCAUUCUUCUUGCAAUAUUUUAUUAGUGCAGUUAACCAAAGAGACAUUUUUAUAACCCCAGUCUACCAACAAGAAAUUAUUCUCAGCACUGCUAAUACAGGCGAGGCACUAGAAGCUCGUAAAGGCAUUAAAGCGUAACAGCGCUAUUCCACGCCCAUUCUGAUCUGAACUAAUCGAAACCUUAUGCACUGGAAGGUAUACACGGCUUUUUUUCUGCAUCUGAAGUCAUAAGGGUAAAUGAGGUAGAAUUAAGCUGUGCCACCACUGAGCAAAGAGCUGCUCUGUCCACGCUCUCCCGUGUAAGUGGGUACACAUUUGGCCCUGGGCACUUUCCCCUUUUGAGAUAGAGAGAGAGCAAAAGCAAGCACAAGGCACCCCCAAAGCCUCUUUAACCCCCGUUCCCAAGCAGCGGCUCGAGUGGCGUCCGGCUUACACUGCUACGACCCUCCUGUUGGAAACGAUUAAGGUCUGCCAGCUUUGGAGCCUGACUCUGGCUGAUGGGCUGAGCUGCUGAGGAAUGUCACGGCAACAGCCUGUGGAGAGGGGGGGCGUGGCUUUACUGCCAGGGUGUAGGUUCCCAUAAGUCUACCCCACACCUGCCUGUUCGUUCAGCUGUCCUUAAGGCCCCUCACAAGCUGCUGGCAGGGGACAGAAAGCAGUUUUUCCACACGUACCUCGACAUGCGCUCAUAUGGCCAACAGCGGAAAAACUUGACAGUACUCUUGCCCAGUUAACAGUUCCAGACAAAUACAGUUCGAUUAUCUUCCUGACAGCAUGGAUUUAUGCACAAUCAGUGUAAGCCUGCUUUUCUGGGACGACUGUAUCACUGCAAGUGAAAUACAUCUUGCAAAUCAAUUUUACCAGUCUCAGUCAUGAUGCAUGGAGACUCACCAGUUUCAAUUAGCCCAGCUCCUGUACACCUUCUUGCUAAGCUCAGUAGUGGGAACACAAAUGCUCUUAAAAACAAUUUGUGACUCAUCAGUGCUUCCUGGUAGCAAAAGAAAAAUCUGAGGGUUCAUUCAUUUUCACUGAUGGGGGCAGAUGCAGCACAUCAUCUGGACAGUUCAGGACGUCUGAUUAAUGACGAAAACGGGAGUGGAACUGCAUUUUUCUUCCGCGGAGCCUGGCCCACUCGUGUGUUCCUUAGUCCAGUUCUGAACCCUCAGACAAAUCAUGCUGUAAACAUAUUCAGCUUCUUUCAAAACUGAACCAGAACCGUGAGACGGGAAUGGUGCUGAAGGUUUGCUGUCUUAUACCCAUAGAAGAGGAGGGGAAGGAAAGGGAAAAAAAAAAAAAAAAAAAAAAAACCCCAUCAUGCAGCAUUCACAAACAAGCUUCCUCGGUGGGUUCUCAAUCAGUUCGGUAGGUGAUGAGGUGGACUGAGUUCAAGGAAUCCGUCUUUUACAUCUCACACAUGCACAGGAAAAAGAAAAAAAAAAAAAA
Scleropages formosus (Asian bonytongue) is the source of this 4814-nucleotide messenger RNA. RefSeq lists its product as uncharacterized. Lineage: Eukaryota; Metazoa; Chordata; Actinopteri; Osteoglossiformes; Osteoglossidae. The transcript is spliced from 7 exons. The coding region runs from base 108 to 2261 and encodes 717 amino acids. The record is from RefSeq and is a predicted model, not a curated record.